AUGAAAACACUCCAAAAUAAAAGAAUACAAAACAGCCCAGUACUACCUUUUUCAACUCCAUCGCCGUCUGAGGUGAACGUUUCACGCAAAGAAUCCACAACCAUCUCCCACUCAAAUGAGACAGAAUGGCAAAACAAACGCAGUAAAAACAUAUCUUCAUUGGAUAAUCAAAUUUUUCACCAGAAUAACUUGAGAGAAACAGCCAAAAGAGAAACGUCCUCUUCACUCACAACUCAACAUCUCCGAAGCAGACGUGAAAUUGAUUCGAAAUCUGAGUAUACUCAGGAAGAUCUAUUAAUAUGCAAUGAUUCAAUCAUCAAUAUAAAAUACGAUGAUGAAUACAAAGUUCGAACUGACUUUUCAAUAUUCUUUAAGAACAAGGUGUACGAUUAUUCUGAAUAUCGAGUUCUGAAUGAUGGCCUAAAGAUUUGUAAUUCCACUGAUAACUACGUAAGGAAUAUUUGGAAAGUACGCAAUAAAUGGGUAAAGGCGAGAAUGCAUGAGAAAAGUUGCAAUAAACCCAUUAGAGAGUCUUGGUUUUACCGAACGUAUUACAGUGUGAAUAAGCAGUUCACUGUCUAUCUCACACGUAGGAGUCAAUAUUUCACAAGAAAUGACUAUGGGGUAAAAGACGGUAAACUUUAUAUAUGCGAUGAAAAGUUCAAACCCGAAUCAACAGAGUAUACCCAGGAAGAUCUAUUAAUGUGCAACGAUUCGAUCAUCAAUAUAAACUACAAUGAUGAAUACAAAGUUGGCACUGACUUUUCAAUACUCUAUAAGAACAAGGUGUACGAUUAUACUGAGUAUCGAGUUCUAAAUGAUAGCAUAAAGAUUUGCAACUCCACUGAUAACUACGUAAGGAAUAUUUGGAAACUACGCAAUAAAUGGGUAAAAGCGAGAAUGCCUCAAAAAAGUUGCAAUAAACCCAUUAGAGAGUCUUGGCUUUACCGAAGCUAUUACAGUGUGAAUAAGCAGUUCACUGUGUACUUGGAACGUCGUGGUCAAUAUUUCACAAGAAAUGACUAUGCGGUGAAAUACGCUCAACUUUAUAUAUGCGAAGAAAAGUUAAAAUCCAUAUCAACAGAGUAUACCCAGGAAGAUCUAUUAAUGUGCAACGAGUUAAUCAUCAAUAUAAAAUACGAUGAUGAAUUCAAACUUCGGACUGACUUUUCAAUACUCUAUAAGAACAAGGUGUACGAUUAUACUGAGUAUCGAGUUCUGAAUGAUGGCAUAAAGAUUUGUAACUCCACUGAUAACUACGCAAAGAAUAUUUGGAAAGCACGCAAUAAAUGGGUAAAGGCGAGAAUGCAUCAGAAAAGUUGCAAUAAACCCAUUAGAGAGUCUUGGUUGUACCAAAGCUAUUACACUGUGAAUAAGCAGUUCACUGUGUAUUUGGAACGUCGUGGUCAAUAUUUCACAAGAAAUGACUAUGGGGUGAAAUACGCUCAACUUUAUAUAUGCGAAGAAAAGUUAAGAUCCAUAUCAAUAGAGUAUACCCAGGAAGAUCUAUUAAUGUGCAACCAUUCAAUCGUCAAUAUAAAAUACGAUGAUGAAUACAAAGUUCGGACUGACUUUUCAAUACUCUAUAAGAACAAGGUGUACGAUUAUACUGAGCAUCGAGUUCUGAAUGAUACCAUAAAGAUUUGCAACUCCACUGACAACUACGUAAAGAAUAUUUGGAAAGUACGUAAUAAGUGGGUAAAGGCGAGAAUGCAUCAGAAAAGUUGCAAUAAACCCAUUAGAGAGUCUUGGUUGUACCAAAGCUAUUACACUGUGAAUAAGCAAUUCACUGUGUAUUUGGAACGUCGUGGUCAAUAUUUCACAAGAAAUGACUAUGGGGUGAAAGACGGCCAACUUUAUAUAUGUGAAGAAAAGUUGAAACCCGAAUCAACAGAGUAUACCCAGGAAGAUCUAUUAGUGUGCAAUGAUUCAAUCAUCAAUAUCAAAUACGAUGAUGAAUACAAAGUUUGGACUGACUUUUCAAUACUCUAUAAGACCAAGGUGUACAAUUAUACUGAGUAUCGAGUUCUGAAUGAUGGCAUACAGAUUUGUAACUCCACUGAUAAAUACGUAAGGAAUAUUUGGAAAGUACGCAAUAAAUGGGUAAAGUUGACAAUGCAUCAAAAAAGUUGCAAUAAACCCAUUACAACCUUUUGGUUGAACCGAAAGUAUUACACUGUGCAUAAGCAGUUCACUCUCUAUGACGCAUCAAAGAGUCAAAAUUUCACAAGAAAUAGCUAUGGGGUGCACGACGGUAUACCUUAUAUAUGCCAAGAAAAGUUCAAACCCACAUCAACAGAGUAUACCCAGGAAGAUCUGUUAAUGUGCACUGAUUCAAUCAUCAAUAUAAAAUACGAUGAUGAAUACAAAGUUCGGACUGACUUUUCAAUACUCUAUAGGAACAAGGUGCAAAAUUAUACUGAGUAUCGAGUUUUGAAUGAUGGCAUAAAGAUUUGUAACUCCACUGAUAGCUACGAACGGAAUAUUUGGAAAGUACGCAAUAAAUGGGUAAAGGGGACAAUGCAUGAAAAAAGUUGCAAUAAACCCAUUACAAACAUUUGGUUGUACCGAGAGUAUUAUAUUGUGAAUAAGCAGUUCACUGUCUAUGACGCACCUGCGAGUCAAUACUUCACAAUAAAUGACUAUGGGGUGAAAGACGGUAGACCUUAUAUAUGCCAAGAAAAGUUCAAACCCACAUCAAGAGAGUAUACCCAGAAAGAUCUAUUAAUGUGCAACGAUUCAAUCGUCAAUAUAAAACACGAUGAUGAAUACAAAGUUCGGACUGAUUUUUCAAUAUUUUAUAAGAACAUGGUGUACAAUUAUACUGAGUAUCGAGUUCUGAAUGAUGGCAUAAAGAUUUGUAACUCCAUUGAUAACUACGUAAAGAAUAUUUGGAAAGUACGCAAUAAAUGGCUAGAGGCGAGAAUGCAUGAAAAAAGUUGCAAUAAACCCAUUAGAACCUCUCGGUUGCACCGAAAGAAUUACGCUGUGAAUAAGGAGUUCACUGUCUAUGACGCACCAAAGAGUCAAUAUUUCACAAGAAAUGACUAUGGCGUGACAGACGGUAGACCUUAUAUAUGCAAAGAAAAGUUAAGAUCCACAUCAAGACAGUAUACCCAGGAAGAUCUAUUAAUGUGCAACGAUUCAAUCAUCAAUAUAAAAUACGAUGAUGAAUACAAAGUUGGAACUGACUUUUCAAUAUUCUAUAAGAACAAGGUGUACAAUUAUACUGAGUAUCGAGUUAUGAAUGAUAGCAUAAAGAUUUGCAACUCCACUGAUAACAACGUAAGGAAUAUUUGGCAAGUACGCAAUAAAUGGCUAAUGGCGACAGGGCAUGAAAAAAAUUGCAACAAAUCCAAAUUCAUUUUGUUUUCUCGAAAGUAUUACAGUGUGAAUAAGCAGUUCACUGUCUAUUUGGGACGUAGUGGUCAAUAUUUCGCAAGAAAUGACUAUGGGGUGAAAGACGGCCAACUUGAUAUAUGCCAAGAAAAGUUCAAACCCGAAUCAACAGAGUAUACCCAGGAAGAUCUAUUGAUGUGCAAUGAUUCAAUCAUCAAUAAUAUAAAAUACGAUGAUGAAUACAAAGUUCGGACUGACUUUUCAAUACUCUAUAAGAACAAGGUGUACGAUUAUACUGAGUAUCGAGUUCUGAAUGAUAGCAUAAAGAUUUGUAACUCCACCGAUAGCUAUGUAAGGAAUAUUUGGAAAGUACGCAAUAAGUGGGUAAAGUUGACAAUGCAUCAAAAAAGUUGCAAUAAACCCAUUAGAACCGUUUGGUUGUACCGAAAGUAUUACAUUGUGAAUAAGCAGUUCACUCUCUAUGACGCAGGUACGAGUCAAAAGUUCACAAGAAAUGACUAUGGGGUGCACGACGGUAAACCUUAUAUUUGCCAAGAAAAGUUCAGACCCACAUCAACAGAGUAUAUCCAGGAAGAUAUAUUAAUGUGCAAUGAUUCAAUCAUAAAUAUAAAUUACGAUGAUAAAUACAAAGUUCGGACUGACUUUUCAAUACUCUAUAAGAACAAGGUGUACGGUUAUACUGAGUAUCGAGUUCUGAAUGAUGGCGUAAAGAUUUGUAACUCCAUUGAUAACUACGUAAGGAAUAUUUGGAAAAUACGCAAUAAAUGGCUAGAGGCGAGAAUGCAUGAAAAAAGUUGUAAUGAACCCAUUAGAACCUUUUGGUUGCACCGAAAGUAUUACAUUGUGAAUAAGCAGUUCAUUGUCUAUGACGCACCAAAGAGUCAAUAUUUCACAAGAAAUGACUAUGGGGUAGACGACGGUAAACCUUAUAUAUGCAAAGAAAAGUUAAGAUCCACAUCAACUGAGUAUACCCAGGAAGAUCUAUUGAUGUGCAACGAUUCAAUUAUCAAUAUAAAAUGCGAUGACGACUAUGAAGUUCGGACUGACUUUUCAAUACUCUAUAAGAACAAGGUGUAUAAUUAUACUGAGUACCGUGUUCUGAAUGAUAGCAUAAAGAUUUGCAACUCCACUGAUAAAUACGUAAGGAAUAUUUGCAAAGCACGCAAUAAAUGGGUGAAGGAGACAAUGCAUGAAAAAAGUUGCAGUAAACCCAUUAAAACCUUUUGGUUUAACCGAAAGUAUUACACUGUGAAUAAGCAGUUCACUGUCUAUCUCGCAGCUAGGAGUCAAUAUUUCACGGGAAAUGACUAUGGGGUGAUAGACGGUAGACCUUAUAUAUGCAAAGAAAAGUUCAAACCCACAUCAACAGAGUAUACCCAUGAAGAUCUAUUAUUGUGCAACGAUUCAAUCAUCAAUAUAAAAUACGAUGAUGAAUACAAAGUCCGUACUGACUUUUCAAUACUCUACAAGAACAAGGUAUACGAUUUUUCAGAGUAUCGUGUUCUGAAUGAUGGCAUAAAGAUUUGUAACUGCACUGAUAACUACGUACGGAAUAUUUGGAAACUACGUAAUGACUGGGUAAAGGGGACAAUUAAUAGAAAAAGUUGCAAUAAGCCCAUUACAUAUAUUCAGUUCGACCGAUGGGAAUACACUGUGCUUCAGAAUUUUGGAAUUCUGAUUUCGGCAACAAAGCAGCUGAUAACAAAGUACGAUUAUGCUGUGUUUGAAGGUAAACUUAUAAUAUGUGUGACCGAAUGCGCCAAUUUUACCUUUACUAUAAAGCAUGAAAAUGAAUACAGAGUAUGGAACAAUUUCUCAAUGAUGUACCAAGGUCGAAUGUACUCUUAUGAUGAGUACAGAAUAACGGACGAUGGUCUACAAGUUUGUAAUUCUUCUGACCGUCUCAUUAAAGAAAAAUGGCGGAAUUUCAUUGUUUCGGAAAAGAUAACGACAGCUUUCAAACAUUGUAAUGUAUCUGUGGACGGUUUUUACUCCGAAAAUUACACAUUAGAUACAAACUUUACUGUUCUCUUCAAACCUACCAAUCAAAAUUUCACAAGGCAAGAUUACGGAGUGAUUAUGGAGAAUUUUGCAAUUUGUUCAAGAAGGCUCCGAUUGUCAUGCAAUGAUGAUUUGGUCAAAGUAAAGUACGAUGAACAAUACAAUGUGUUUAAAAACUUUUCGCUGGUUUCCAACAAGAAGAUGUACGAUUAUCGCGAAUAUCGAUUAAGCCACGACAGCCUUGAAAUGUGUGAUUCCAAUGAUUCAAGAGUUCAGGCGAUUUGGAGAACGCGGAAUUCGUGGCAAAAGUCAUUACCCGCAUCAUGUUAUCGUUCUUAUAAAUUAAAUGCAAGAUACUACACUGUGACAAAGCAGUUUGCUGUGUAUUCGGCAGAUAACGGUCAAUAUUUCAAAAGAAAUGACUAUGCGGUGCUAGACGGUAAACCUUAUGUAUGCGGCAAAGAAAACUUAAGUCCUAUUUACGUAAUUACAAACUUUAAGAUUAUUAUAGCACCGUUAUGUGCUUUAGCGCUUUCUAUUAUUUCUUUGCUAUUGUUGUUGAUAGUUUACUGCAUGCUUCCAGAACUGCGCACACUUCCUGGUUUGAAUUUAAUGAGUUUUAGCUUCGCCAUGCUGUUGUGGCAGACUUACCUUGUAGUAUUUUUGUCACUGUAUUCUCAUGUAGGAAAACUGUUUGAGAUACCGUGUGCUAGGCUGUUUGUAGCAAAUAAGUUUAUGACGUAUAGUAUAAUUAUGAAUGCUGCGGUUAAUAUCUACCACUUAAGGAACACAUUUUGUGGGAAUAUUCUAGUGAAAUCUGAUGAACAGAAGAAGUGGAACAGGUUUUUGAAGUAUAGUUUCUUUAGCUGGGGAGUUCCUGUUAUUAUAACGAUUGUUUACAUUGUGCUAGCAAAGGAAGAUGUUCUAAGGUUUGAUCAAAAUAUAGCGUCUAUGUCGACAAAAAACGACGUUCAAUCGAGCUUAAGAUUUUAUCGACGCAAUGCGAAUGGAGACGCGACGGCAAAUAAUAUGGGGAUUUAUCACCGUAUUGCUUCCUUGAGGGGAAAUGCCCUGCAGUCAAAGUGGACGUUAAAUCAAAGCACUGACACUGUACUUGAAGAUGCCCAGACGAGAUUAAAUCAAAGCACUGACACUGUACUUGAAGAUGCCCAGACGAGGUUUAAUCAAAGCACUGUACUUGGGAAGGAAGAUGCAACGGAAGAUGAUGCAAGGAUUUAUCAACCUAUUGUAUCUUUGAAGAAAGAUGUUCAGUCACGCUUAAAGUUUUAUGAACGCAUUGUAUUCGCGAAUGGAGAUGGGAAGGAAGAUGAUGCAAGGAUUUAUCAACAGAUCUCUGGAGAUUGUAUCAAUGGUCGAAUUACUCCCGAUUGGUCAGCCGAUGUUGAUGUAUAUGGUAUUCAAGGUUGUCUUUUGUUGUACAUUAUUGGAAUGUUCAUCUUCACUGCUUAUCGAAUUCGCCAAAAACUCAAGGCCAGCAGGAACAUUGCACAGAAAUCGAAUAUUGUUAAGCGUCAUAAAUUUGUCAUAUUGCUCAAGCUGUCAACCACUACAGCCUUAAGUUAUUGGUUUCCUCUCUUCAUAUCUAGAAUCGUGGAUUUUGAUUUCGACAUAAAGAUAGCGUUGUAUACUGUAACGUUGCUUACUGGUGCCUACAUUGGUAUUGCGUUUGUCUUCACACGAAGAAAUUAUCAGUUGUUCAAGAAAAAAUAUUUCCCAGCAAAGAAUAAGCCGCCAGUUAACGAAAUUCCGCUGGAUAGACUAUAG
Molecule: messenger RNA, 7146 nt
Organism: Paramuricea clavata
Lineage: Eukaryota; Metazoa; Cnidaria; Anthozoa; Malacalcyonacea; Plexauridae
Source: the annotation of a GenBank genome assembly